AUGUUUCGACUACAGGGCAUGCGAUUGAGGCUGCUAAACCGCUCACUCGCGGUGAUAGCGUCAAAGACAGAGAGGGCUUCAGCGAUUUACUCCUCUUCAGUGAUCGAUGGUCGUCAACUUCAAAGCACCCAUGGCGGUAAACUGACAUCGGGUGAUGCUACAGAACACACGCAAUCCCGGUUUUUAAGGCGGAAAGAUCGUCAAGUGAAGCGCGUCUAUCUUCCUGAAAUUAACGAUAAUAGCAAGCAGGAAGAUAUCGCAGAUGGGGUACCUGAUUGUUUCGACGGCGGCACGGAUUUCGUGACGUCUAGACGGCAACCUCAGGCCUCCGUCGUGGGAAAGGAUUCUUCGAGGGGUUCUCGUGGCGCACACCUCAGCAACUCCAAAAGAAACAAGCCGACGGAUACCAAUAGAUUGUCUUCUUCUCCCUCGGAUUCGUCGCAUGUCGUUCACUCGUCGGGUUCACCUUCACGGUUUACUCGUUCCCGCCCUCUGUCGAAGGAUUCCGUGCGGGAAGCGAGCCCCCUACCGUGUGACUUUUCAAGACCCUCCACUGAGAACCUCAGCCCCGAAUCGGUUGUCAGCCAACUUCUCUCGCUCAGGCGUGCGAAUGCGGCAAAUCGAUAUAGUAUAUCUGGCAGGUGCCGCGUUAGGAACGAUUUGAGGAUUUUUUUAUUUUACAAACUUCCCCAAUCCCUGCCGUCGGUGUUCAGCUCCAAGGCAAGCUCGUUUCUCACACGAGCGAUGGUGGUAAACUUACCACAGGAGGGCGGUGGGGCUGCCGUGGAUGCCCAUCCGACGAGCCAACCCGCUCAAGGCUACCGGCAACCAAACACCCUCAACUGGACGGUCGAGUUGGCGGAGGAGAUCUUGCUUUCCUACGCAGAAUUUGAAUUCCGAAUCUUGCCGGGCCACUUAGGCGAUCAAGCGGCAUUUUUCCUACUCACGGAGUACGGCAAAUUGCCGAAUCGUAAAAGUGGCUCGGGAGCUUCCGAGGAUUCGCCGCAGUUUAGCGCGCCUGAUAUUAUCCGCCGCGCUAAGCUAGCGAUGGCCGUACAUCAGAUUUUAGAGUUCGGUCGCACGCGUAUCCUUUUUAAACAUGUACUCAACGAAUCUGAACACCUAACACGCUAUUUAAGAGCGCUCAAAGCCGAUAAGGAGGCAGCAUCAUCGACUGCUGACAGCGUGAACUCUCAAGGGGAUGCAAGAAAAAACGCCACAUCAUCCGAUCCUCACACGAGCGAACACUCUUCCAUGGAGGAGUCUCACGAGAGUGAUAUUGGUGCGAUUGAUGAAAUGGCGGAUCGAGAGCGGUUGUUUUGCAUUAGCUGCGCGGGCUAUUACUGGCUAGAGAUGCUUUACGUUCGAGAGCUCCUUCCACGAUUAUAUAAUAGCCUGAGAAGGUUAUGUGAGUUUGGUAUGUAUCCGGAGGAAAGUGAAGCGCAUAGGAUGAAUGGGGGGAAAGCGAAACAAGACGCCGAACACGAUGCGGAGGGAGUAAAAAAAAACGCACAUUUGAUGCUCUCGAGUCUAGAGGAUUGCCCAUUUUCCAGGCACGAACGCGAAGCUUUUUCUUACCUGACAUCUGUCUUUAACAAAGUUUUGGGGGGGCGUCUUGUGGAGCCAAUUUCGAGAUCGGAGCGCGGAAAGGAAAGUGCAAAAGACGUGGUUUCCUCGGCCGAACCCCCUCUGCUAUCUUUCGUAGCGGAAAAUAAAUAUGCGGUCCGCUUCCGAGGUCCGUUUGAAUGCAUCCGUGAAGAAGGUUUCGUGAAGGAUAUGGUCAAUUGGCGUUCAAAAGAAACGGCAUGUGCGCUUGAAUUACCCCCUCAACCCCCAUUGCAACCGAUUCCGCUACGCUUGCUGCUUUGUGGUCUGCAUCGCUUUACUUUAGGCGUCGACGGCGUCGCCUCGCAUGCGUGGCGCAAGGUCGCACCGAAAACGAAAGCAAACGGCGAGGUAAGGAAUAUCGAAGAGACGGAGGGCCGCGGGAUUUCCUUUUCAACACCCCUCCUCCCGUUUCUCGAGCAAAACAAAUCGGAUCCCUGCGUGAAGGCGCAGGCUGAGAAAGAGGCCGCUGUCCGCGAAGAGUUGCCUUAUUGGUUUUUCAUCGAAAUGAACAGGUAUGACGUAAAAGUGGAAUUGCUCAUCCCCGUUAUGCAGUUUUUCUUUCACAGUUCAUCCUUUUCGUUGCUUAGCUCGAUGGAAGGGGGAUUUAUCCGGCAAGCAUCGGCUGCUACUGCUGAUCGCCAGUCACCGGUUGCGCGGGAAGACGGUUUAUCGUUUACCUCGCAGGAGUCCGUAGAUGAACUAGCACGGGAAACUUUCCUAAAGCGAGAAAACGCAGUGCGGGAUCUUAUUCGCUUGCUUGAUCUUAUCGUAAAAUUCAGCGUUGUGUGCACCACCUACCAGCUGGCAUCUAUCGCGAGUUUGUACGCGCGAGUUCUGUCGUGGUCUUUUCCCCAAUUUGAAGACAGCACCGCAUCCGUGUUGACGUCUGAAAAGGAUUUGUCGUUUUCCCGUUCAAAAAAUACGACACCAACUCAUCCGCGUGAUGCUCCUUCGUCGCUCUCCGCCUCGACUAGAUCUUCUCAGAUGGAAAUGCACACAGCGAUUUGUUACGGGGUGCAGAGAUUUGUGUUGGAAUGCAUGGAAGAGCUUCUCCUGGAGUUCUCUGAGGAAGGCAAAGAGUUGAAUAGUCCACCUCAGAAGCACUUUUUCAAUCGAGAAGCCUCUGAGCUACGUUAUGCAACUUCCCUUGCCCCUCUGCGGGUGAUGCAGCUUUUGAAGGGAAGGGCCAUGAGAUUCACAUCGAAGUUCAGCGCCUCGGAUGUAGCGUCGUUUUUGCAAGCCUUAUCGAAGAUCAACUCCGUCUUCCACGAUAAUCGGCCUUCUCCACGUCAAAUCCAGGAUGGGGGAAAGGGUUGGAAGCCGGAUUCUAAUAGUAAUGUGAUGAGGGAUCCUUCGUCUGGGAGUGCAAAUUCUCCAAACGAAGACUCCCCCCGACCUUUUGAAUCGUGGUUUUUGAGGAUGAGGCCGCCUCUCCGCACGGAGCUAGAGGCACUGCUAGACAUGCUAACCACCGAUUUCUUUUUAAUGGUGGAGAAGCAUCUAUAUUUUUCUUUACAAAAGCAAUCCACUCGCUUAGCUUUAGAUCAGCUAACUGAGACAACGCGAUCAUUGGGUGAAUUUAUUGAGAAUGUCACCCUCAUAGAGGAGGUUGGUCAAACAGGUUUCCGACCGCUUGAAGUGAAGGCCACCGCGGAUGGAAAGACGUUGAUCUCACGAAACGAUAACGAUUCCCAAGGCAAAGAUCUGAAUCCCAUUAAAUAUAAAAAGCAAUCUGGAGAUUCUCGAAAAGAUGAGGUAAAUAUCACUCAGAACCCUCAUGCUUUUGUUAAUUUACCUUUGGCUUAUACAAAAGUGUUAUGUAAGAGAAAAACUGGGGCCUUUUUUCCCAUCUACACACCAUCCGAAUUUCUCUCGGCGUUAGAGGCGUUGGAGGCUCUUUCGGUGGGACCAAACUUUUACGAAAAGCUCAAAUCGCUCUGCGGGCUCUAUCUCCGCAACGAACACAUCACCUUUUGCGGUCGAGGUACGCGAGAGUUGACGGCGAUUUCGCUAAAAUGGAUCACCUGCGCGUCGAAAAGCCUUUUUGCGCAUCACAGUCUCCGCCUUUUGGACCCCACGCGCACGUCGACCGCGGAGAAGCGGUCCGACGGCGUCGAUUGCGGAGCCUCCGACGAUGCGCAGCUCGUCGCGCCGUUGAUCCCCCCCUGGCGGAUUUGGAUGACGAAUCUGUUAUGCCUGGCCACGAUGUCAGGCUCCUUGAAGACGAUCACCGUAUCCGAUGUGGUGGCGCUCUGCCAACGGUUGCGGUCGGUUUCGCGUGAAUCCAACGACGCGGAUGGAGAUCACCGCGAAAGCGCAUCCGCGCGCGCAACGGAGGAUCGAUCGUUGCUUCAGCUCCCGGCGGAUACGGUUAUUUUGAGCCCGUGGUCCUCGGAAAACUUUUUUUCACAUAUCGCGAGCGCGGAGGGGUUUUGCUUUCAGACGCAGCGAAAGGGCCUCCCGGCGGAUUCCAAGGAAGAAGACCCUCUCAAAGGGGUUGUGGUGGAUUUUCCGUCACCCGCCCCCGAGGGGUUUCGAGGAUUCAGCGCGCAGAUUCGGCGAGAUGUGGUUCGGAAUCUUUUGGCGGAUGUGUUCCACUACAUGGCGCUCAUCGCCGCAUCCCCUACCACAUCUUCUUCUUUCAAUCCGAUUACUUUUUACAAACUGAAUGCACCAUACAUCCUCCGGGUGGCGUAUAUACUCUUGGGGGAAAUCUUCACGAAGGAAAUGUCUUUGGGAGCAUUUUCAGCGUCUUCCUCAAACACCUUUAAAGUGGAUUGUCAAUCCAAUGUGGCCAAACUGACAGAUGAAUGUCGGGAAACGUUAGAGAGCCUGUGGAUACCUCUUUACGUGAUUCUACGACGAGUAAUACGCCAGAUGCGUGCGUUAGGCCUCCUUGAAUUUCCCUUAUCCCUUCAAGCGGGCGCUACGCCGCCAGAGGAAGGAUCCGAACUCAACACGCACUGGAAGGUCUUUUCAGCUUCAAUCGGCGAUGUGACCGAAACCAAGGGAUACAAAAUGUGUGCUCAGGCUUGGGCACUUGAGAAACUUUCGUGCGCCUUUGAGGCAUAUUUCUUACGUCUUUUGAAGGCCCAUUCCAUGGAGCUCCUUUCGCGCUGCAGUCGUAAUGAGGGUGUCGUUGAAAACCCCUCCUUGCGCUCAUCCAAUCAACCGCAUGGGGACUCCUAUCGAAAUGAUAACGCGCCCAGACGGGCUGCGCUAACGCCCUAUGCAAUUAUCGAGCUUGCUAUUCUUCUGCAAGAUGAGAAGAAUGACGCGAUGUCGCCUUACAUUUCCACUAAGUGUCCGAAAAAGGGUCCGGGUUCUAUCCAGCCUUUAGCUAAUAUCGAGAUCCUACACGAGGUGCUGCAGGACAUGCUAUCCCGGAGUCUUGCGCGGAGAACGUUGCAUGAGCGGGUGCUUCUCCUUUCGGAUCUUUCCCAGGUUUUUGUCGAUGCCAACGGCUCCCUGCUACCAAAGUGGGUUUGGGAAAUGAUCAAGAAUGCUAUUCUGCAGCAGCUUCCGAAUGCCUUCACUUGGGAUGCGCGUUUGGGCAUGGAUUCCCUUCCAUUUUUCUACGCAUGGACUUUUUUGCCGUUUUCACAUCCCUUCAUCCACUUUGGCGGGGGUGCCGAAGCUGAAUUGCUUGAUAGCGGAAGUAUAUCUUCCAAGCGUGCGGAGAUACAGCAAGAUCCAAUUUGUCAUGACGCAGAGGGUGGGUCUUUGAAGCCUGAGGGUGAUCACGACGUGCUAGAGGCGCAUGUGAUCCGCGUAGCGCAUUCCACGGAAUCGGUGAGCGAGAGAGAGGUAAGGUUAAAUUCCAUCCUUGUCGCCGGUACCACUGAUGCUAAGUUACAUUUCGGGAGCUCUCACGCGAUGGAGCGGGAAGGAAAUGAGGGUUCCAUAACUUCCUUAGCCCCUGCCAGGAGGGAGGCAUUUUCUUUGUUCGUUUACCAGUCUAUUCUGGAAAGUCAAACGCUUUACAAGUUAUUGUGGAUCCUACGGCAGCUUUACGUGAUGUUUGCCGCGCAUUCUUCACGAUUGUCUCCUUCGUUCACCGGUGAUCCGCCCUCUGUCGAUGAAUGGUUUCCGCGGCUGCGCGAACUUGCACCGUUGCGGGCGAUACAACUGCUCCAUGCUGAUCCCGAGAGAAGGAUCCCUUUCAGUGUUUUAACCGAAUUCUUUGAAGCUAUUUUCCAAAUCGAAUUUAGGAUCGCGCAAUACCAAGGCGUUCCCAUUCCUACUCUGGAAGAUACGCGCCACGAUAAGGAUAGUUCGCCCAAUGGCGGCAAUCUUACUCCUACCGCCGAUUCAAUCUCCUCACUUGCGGCUAUUGUACAUCGGUUUUCAUCUUUAUCACCUCAACAAAUCCCUUUCGCGAAGCAAUGGGUUUCCCUCUCGAGCGUCACCGCGGUGCUAAGCUCCCUUUGGUGUCUUUCGUCAUCGUCAUCCCUUUCUUCCGGGAUUACCGCUGAUCUUUCGAAAAGGUUGUUGGGGCUGUUUUCCCCCGUCCUCCUUUAUGCGUCUGAGAUUCAGCUGAGGGUGCCCUGCUAUAAUGAGUUGGUGCGGUUGGUGGGGCUGCUGAUGCUGAUGGCGCCGGAAUGGAUUUUGCCUGUCGUCAGCGCGAGCUUCAUCGUGGGCUCUCAGGGCAAUUCUAACUAUCCGAAUCCCAUGAAAAAGUCUCCUGUGAAGGGAGGUAGAAGGGCAACCCGACCUUAUCCUUCUUCUUCCUCGUCUCUUUCCUUAUCUGGACGAAACGGAGGCACCUCUGUGGUGCAGACGGCGGCGGGUAUGUUGUACAUGUUGAUUAUCAUGGAUCGGAUGAAAACCAUGCCUCAUUUGCAACCUCAGGAUGCCUCGGCUAACCCUUUCAUGAGAAACAUUGCGAUUAUAUCGGAUGCUGCGCGGCGGGGUAGCUUUUCUGAUCCAUGCAAAAUGAAAGGGAGCGACCCUGAUCUUGAUGAUCCCACCAGCUCCCAGAAGGAAGAUGAUUUCACCCCAUACGAGGAAAACUUGGAGGGCAUGGAUGACGUCACUCAAGAUUUCGAAAAUGCCACACCUCUUGUGGAUGUGUCGUUUAUAUGGCGAAGUAUGAGCCAAACCAUGUAUCAUUUCCUGAAGCAGACGAUACGGUUGCUGCAAGAAUGCAAAUGGCAUUGGAGGGAUCAAUUUGGGAUCCCUAUCGAACUCCAUUCCACCCCAGUAAACGACAGCGAAACGGAAAAGGAACAGCGGGAGGCUUUGAUUUCGCUGCUCGCGCGGGUGAUGGAGUUAGAAUUGGUGGAGCGGAGCCCGAUAUUCUACAAUGUGGUGCAAUCGACGUUGCAUUACGCCAUUGAAAUUGAAAUGGGGUGGGCUGAUCUUGGGUUUGUUGUUGAUGCUUCGGAGCCGCUCGCGGCGGAGACCUCGAUGCGAUCGACCAACCCGUCUUCGCGCAGCCAAAAGGGGUUGACGGAAACCUCCACAGCCUCCACCCGUGGGAAAACUUCACAGCUCGCGACCCUUCCUUCUCCUAAAGUCGUGAUCGCCCUGGAUGAUGAAACUGGGGAGCCCUUUCAACUUUAUAUUCAACCGUUCCAGUAUUACUUCGUAAGGGAGGAUCUCACCCUGACCGGGCACCUCUCGCUGAAAAGAAAGGAGGCGAAGCACUUAAAAGGGAGCACCUUCAUGCAACCUCGUCAGGGUUCCCUCCCGUCUAACCCCUCUUUCGUCGAGGGGGUUCCCACCGCGAUCGUGUUGCGAUCGCAUCUUCAUUUGCCCCCGGUGUUGCGGCGUCUUUCUCUCGAGGUCUGGCGGCGUCUGCUCUGGCGAGGAAGCGAGAUUUUUCCCCGUUAUAAAUACGAUAGCCGCUUAAGAAUAGAAGCGCGCGAGGAGCGUCGACGAGCACGACGGGAGCAUCCUUCAAAGGCGGUCGAUACCUCCUCUCCCGCGAGCGGCCUCCACCCGGGCGAUCCUUUUACCUUUCGGGAGGUUCAACUCGCCAUCCGAGAGCAUCCGGGGGUCGCCGAUCUCGCGCGUUUGUCCUCCGUGGCCGUUGAGGAAUUGAGUGGAAAAAAGAAAAUCGCGGGGAUCGCGAACGAAAAUGGGGAGUUCACCCACCGGGAGGCGGGUGGGAUGGGUCCGUUGUCGUUUCUCGCGUUAACCACCGCGCUGCUCCACCGCUACACCGCCCACACCACCGCGAGGGAUCGCGUGUUGCUCGACGCCGCCGCCGCCGCGAUGCGGGCGUUUCGCGGCGAGGAAAACGGGGCGGAUUUCACGCGAGAAGGGGGUUCCCUUUCCGCCACGACGACAGCCUUAAAAAUCCCCUUGUUGGAGGGGUUUCUGGACGAUAUUUUUCCAUCCAUGAAGGGGGGUUGUGCGGCACCGCGGACGGCGUUGAGUGCGGUGUGGCUGCAGCCGUGGCUGAGACUCGCGCGGGAUCACCUCCGCGGGAUGGCGGCGGGCAACCUCGAGGGCAUCCUCCAUGAGGAGCGAAACGCCACCCUCUCGCAAACCCCAAAAGUCGAUUUCGACGGCAACCCGGAGGAUGAAGGGGGGGAUGUUGUGUGGAGUUCCACCCAGGAGUCCCUGGUGAAUCCUUUGAUUCGCCCGUCAUUCGUUUCUUCGCGCGUUUUGCGGUUUGAUCUCGGCGUGGUGGCGUCGUUUCUGCGGCUUUUGCAGAUUCUUCAACCUCACCUCGCCCAACGUCGCCUUCACGACGCCUUCCUUCGACUUCAAGAAAUGAAUUUAACCGGGGAUCCUCCCAUCGAGGGCGACGAAAAGGCUCUUUUGGAUACCCUCCCUCGCCUCCAGUUGGAAACCACCCCACCGUGUGGGUUUGUUGAGUUGAUUUUGUGGAUUCUUCGUGAACUCCGCGCCGCGUACGUGCGUGAGGCCGCGAUGGAAAUCGCACGAAAAGACGGCAUGCGAAUCGAAGCGACGAAUUUCAGCGCGGUUUUGGAUUUCCUCCGCCGUGGGGAUCUCAUCGGAGCUCGCGAGGUGGGUGGUUUUGCGAAGAACACGCGAUCCACGCGAGGAUGGAACGUUGACGACGAGGACGGGUACGAUGGGAUCGCCGCGCGGGUUCGCGAUCGCCUGCGGUGGAUUGACGAAAGGCGGCUGGAGGGUGCUGUCCUCGAGCUUCUUUUCGCCCUCCCGGACGGCGAGGAAGGGGGGGUUGUGAAGUUCACCAAGGCGCAUCGGGUUAUCCUCCGCCGACGACUUUCCCACCUCCAGCCGCGCGAUUUGGCGAGAAUGUUUUCGCUGUUGAUGCAACCCGUUCAGGGGUCCGCAGGGGCGGUGGAGUCGACGCGAGGGCUUCCCGAUGAGUCCGUUUCACCCACAACCCUCGCUUUCGGUGCCCUUCACGCGGAAAAAGAAAAUCCAGAUGCGGAAGAAAAAGCGCUCGAUCGCGUUUUGCUUUUAUGUGAGGUUUUGAUGGAUCUGCUGCCGAGCAUUCCCGGCAAGGAUGUCGUGUGCAUCAUGGAGACGGUGCUGCCGGUGUGGCGUGGCUUGGAAGGGGGGGCGUUAAGGGUUGGGGAGACGAAAUCCAUCGUUCGCCACGAACUCCGCCGCUUUCUUUCCACGAUUCCAACCCUCGCCUCGAGCUGCCUUCAACACUUCACCCUAUUCGAGUUGGUUCGGAUCUUUUCCGAACUCCACGCACCACAACAUCAUGACGGAGAGGAAAUCCCAAAGGAUUGCUUCGCCGAUUCGCUCGUUUCCACGGCCGCCGCGCGGACUCUGCGGCUCGCUUUAACACCGGAGUUUUAUGUGGAGGAGCAGGAGAUCGUUCGCGCGCGCAUUCAGCGCCUGGCGGCGAUGAAUAGCGGGAAGUUGUUGUAUAAGGAAUGGCUUCGGAUUUUAUCGGAGUCGAUUCAGGGCUCAAAAGAGGUGAAACAUUUAGAAUCAGUAACGGGUUCACCUCUGGGAACCAAAGAGACAAUGGGUUUGAUAAAGUUGACGAAUAUGUUCACCUUUAUCGAGGUAACUGGGAGCUAG
This is a messenger RNA of Phytomonas sp. EM1, 9591 nucleotides long. NCBI's taxonomy places the organism in Eukaryota, Euglenozoa, Kinetoplastea, Trypanosomatida, Trypanosomatidae. The record is from the annotation of a GenBank genome assembly.